This is a messenger RNA of Zeugodacus cucurbitae (melon fly), 883 nucleotides long. Its product is annotated as histidine-rich glycoprotein. Gene Ontology annotation, cellular component: extracellular matrix. The transcript has 2 exons. The coding region runs from base 95 to 751 and encodes 218 amino acids. NCBI's taxonomy places the organism in Eukaryota, Metazoa, Arthropoda, Insecta, Diptera, Tephritidae. The record is from RefSeq and is a predicted model, not a curated record.
CUUGGCAAGCAAUUUUGGUAUAAAAACGCAGAUCAACUGGGAAUUAGGCACAGUUCGCUCAGAUCUAUCACAGCUUGUAGCUAAGUUUGGAACAAUGGCUUUUAAGGUUUUCGCUGCGCUCAUAGUUUGCUUCGCACUGACUGUGGUUAGUGCCUCGCCAUAUGGUCAUCAUGAACAUGGUGGGCAUGGUGGUCAUGAAGAACAUGGUCAUGGUCAUGAGGAUCACAGCGCUUCCAGCCACGCUUCUGUACAUCUAGUCUCACACGACGAUCAUCAUCAUGAUCACCAUGAACAUCAUGGACACGGCCAAGGACACGAUCAUGGUGAUGGUCAUGAUUCGCACGCUGAGUACCAUUUCAACUAUGGCGUUAAGGAUAAGAAGACGGGCGAUGUCAAAGAGCACAGCGAACACCGCGAUGGCCAUAAAGUAUCCGGACACUACGAGCUGAUUGAUGCCGAUGGUCACAAGAGAACUGUCCACUACACAGCCGAUAAACACAGUGGUUUCCAUGCUGUGGUACACCGUGAACCCACACACCAUCAUGUGCCCGAUCACGGACACACUAGCUACCAUGGUGGUCACGCUGAGGUUGAAUCUCACGAUCACCAGGAUCAUGGCGAUCAUGGUCAUGGACAUGGACAUGGUCAUGAACACGGUCAUGGUCACCACUCGAGCGGCUUCUCCAUCAAACAAGAACAUGGUGUAGCCUUCCAUCACGGUGGACACGAUCAUCAUGGUCAUGGUCAUUAAAUUGGUAUUUCUCAGAAACAUUUUAACCGUGUUAUGGAUUGAUACUUGUUGAUUUUAUGUAAAACCUUUUGUUUUUUACGCUUAUCUCAAAUUCUCAUUUAUGUUUCCUAUUAUACUAAUAAAGCAACUUAA